UCUAAUAACGGGUUGCCAUCGUGCGUUUAAUCAAUCGUAAGCCCAAAGGCACCACUGUGUUCACUACAAGCACAGGCUGCAUAAUAAUUACUAGAUACAGAGUUUAAUAAUAAAUUCCAUCAUGAACGAUUGUGAAAUUGAAAGUCUGAAAACUGAAUUGGAACAUGAAAAGAACUGCCGAGAAUCAGCAGCUUGGCAAAAUGGAGAACUUGAGAAGCAGAUAGUACUGGUUCAAGACGAAUUGCGCAAAACCGAUUAUACAUGGGACCACGAUGACGACCUGAUGAAAGAGAGCGCAAGACACAAGGUUUAUCAAGACACCAUAGAAACAUUGAGGGAACAACUGCCAGCAUUGAAAGACAAGAUCAAAAAGGCUAAGAUUUGUGGAGCCGACUGUAAAUUGAAACAUGACGACCUCAACAUAAACCUGGACCUUCUUACACCGGCUGAACUGUUGCGGACAGUGAAAAGGUUUGAGCGUCUGAAAACAGACUUAAUAAGUACGCUGCGAAGCAAAGAGUGGCGCUUGGACUCGGAGUCUAAGUUGUUCGUGAGAGUGAACGACCAAAGAACUUAUUUGCAGAACGAGUUGAUGAUAUGUCAGAACAAUAUCAUGCGACUGCAGAAGAAUAGUAGCUACUGGCAAAACAUCGCCCGAAAGAACGACGAGCGAGUACUUGACGCAAAGCGAGGACCUAUAAAGAAAAUUAUAGGAAACGAGCGGCUCGCACCCAUCGCAACGUAGACAACUAGACAAAAUAUAUUUUUAUCAACUUACACACUGUAGAGAUGUAUUUUCUUACACGGAAGAAAAUUUUAAUUAUAUUUACUGUAAUAAUAAGGAAUAUCUAUUUACCAUUAGUGUUGUAAGUCGUUGUUUAGGUGUAUUAGAUAGACAAAGUCAAGACCUACCUAAUAGUAUAAUCACAUUGAAAUUAUGGUUGUUCACAGUAUAUCUGUGUAGUUGUUUUUCUAAAGCGUCUAUUUUCUAUAAAUACUUAAAGUUAAUUCUAUUUCCACCUAAAUAGACUAUGCAGAUGUAGCACUUCUCUUAUUAAAUAAUGGCUUUAAUUCUGGGUCGAAAUACGUAGGUAUACUUAGAUAAAAUGAAGGAUGUGACUUAGGUAGUUUAAUAUAAGUAGAAAUCGUAUGAUCUAUUUAUUAGAGUACAUAAUUAACUAACUGAAAGUCGAACGCGAUGUAAAAAAAUAAGUAGAAAUCAAAUAAUUUCCGAAUAAACUAGAAUGUUAUACUGUUAUACAUAUAUGUAUGUACCU
Molecule: messenger RNA, 1277 nt
Organism: Spodoptera litura
Lineage: Eukaryota; Metazoa; Arthropoda; Insecta; Lepidoptera; Noctuidae
Source: RefSeq, a predicted model, not a curated record